Messenger RNA from Saccoglossus kowalevskii, 1065 nucleotides. RefSeq names its product protocadherin beta-15-like. Gene Ontology annotation, molecular function: calcium ion binding. Gene Ontology annotation, cellular component: plasma membrane. The record is from RefSeq and is a predicted model, not a curated record. Lineage: Eukaryota; Metazoa; Hemichordata; Enteropneusta; Harrimaniidae. Gene Ontology annotation, biological process: homophilic cell-cell adhesion.
AUGACGGGAUUUCAGCUACUCGUAUUGAUAUUGGUGAUACCCUAUUGUCUAUGUGUCCCACAUAUCACCAAUUUACCAAAAACAAUUAUUAUGAACGAAGGAACGCCUGCGAACGAAAUACUGUACAGUCUGGAAGUGGAUACUACAGGUGCAACUGUUGUGAACGAUAACCCAUCGGUUCAUUUUGAUUUCGAUGAUUCAACAUUGGUUGUAACAGCAGGGACUGUGGUAAAUUAUGAUGAAAUACCUGGACAAGUAUUUCUACAAAGUUAUCGGCUCGAUUUCACAAUCACGGAUGGAGCCGAUUCCUCUAUAGGGUAUCUGACAAUACAAAUCAGAGAUCAGCCUGAUACAGCCCCUUGGUUUGGUACAACUUACUACGAACCCACUGGGACACCACCUACUUAUAAUGCCUUGAUGAACGAAGAACAAUCUACCAUUUUCUGGACUGCGUUUCCUCCUAGUGUUGAAGUAAAUGACCCGGAUGGGAAUGAUCUAUACUCGUUAACGUACUCACUAGGUGGUGCAUCAAGUGUAUUCACUGUAGAUAGUAGUACCGGCACUAUAUCUGCCACCUCAAAUCUGGAUUUUGAAACGGAUACCCAGACAUAUUUGUUCGACUUGAUAGCAACAGACCCGUCGGGAUUGGCUGGAACCUGUUCCGUCUCUGUCUCUCUUGUGGAUCUUAACGACAACAGUCCCAUAUUUGAUCAAGGAAUAUACUUAACGGAAGUUCAGGAACAUGAUGGAACCGCUGGGCAUACCGAAAUAGUCGUUCAGACUGUAACAGCCGUUGACAUAGAUGCAGGGGCCGCUAUUACAUAUGCAUUGGUCGGAGGUGAUGAUGCUCCUCCAAAUUCAAAAUUUUACUUAGCUGGAAACAUUAUAAGAACUACAGCCUCCCUUGACUACGAAGACCCAGUCGUUAUAGGCAGAAACUACCAGUAUGAUCUCAUAGUUACCGCAUCAGACGUAGGGUCGCCAUCGGUUGCUACAGCAACUGUAAGAGUAAAGGUAGGAAUCAAAUCUCACGUAUUAAAUAUUUUCAUUCAAGUAUGUGAAUAG